Messenger RNA from Microsporum canis CBS 113480, 372 nucleotides. RefSeq lists its product as hypothetical. NCBI's taxonomy places the organism in Eukaryota, Fungi, Ascomycota, Eurotiomycetes, Onygenales, Arthrodermataceae. Gene Ontology annotation, biological process: mitochondrial respiratory chain complex III assembly. The coding region runs from base 1 to 372 and encodes 123 amino acids. The record is from RefSeq and is a predicted model, not a curated record. The transcript is spliced from 3 exons.
AUGGCUGCGGCGACCAACCCAGUGUCCGCCAUCAGUGCGUACCGUCAACUUCUCCGUGCUACUCGGAUCGCAUUCAAUGGUGAUUUUCCUGUUCUUCACGCUGCUCGCGCGGAGGCCCGCAAACAAUUUGACCAAAGCCGGCAGCCCGGUGUCGAUACCCCGAUGAAAAUUCAGCAUGCGCUGGAGACUGCCCAUAUUCUCAGAUCUAAUAUUGUGCAAGGAACCAAGAUAGAAACCAAGGAAGAAGGUGGAGAGCAAGUAGAUCGAUAUGCUUUACGAAUACAUGAAUAUACCGAACGCGGAGACAACGAUACAAUAAAAGCAGCUGGUCAGAAACCGGUCAAGGUUGGCAAGGGAUGCUGCUCUUCAUGA